GUCCAAUGAGAAGCGAGCAGUCAGCUGACGCCGUUUCGCAUCUCUUGUACACAAGCCUCGAGCUGAGACAGACGCGAUCACUGUGAAUCCAGAACUCAUGUGAAUUUAUCCCUCAUUUACUAACGGACCUCUUCACAAAGAUGCAGUUCAUGCUGUUGUUCAGCAGACAGGGGAAGCUCCGGCUGCAGAAGUGGUACGUUCCUCUGUCCGAUAAGGAGAAGAAGAAGAUCACUCGAGAGCUGGUGCAGACGGUCCUGGCCCGCAAGCCCAAGAUGUGCAGCUUCCUGGAGUGGAGAGACCUGAAGAUCGUGUAUAAGAGAUACGCCAGUCUGUAUUUCUGCUGUGCCAUUGAGGACCAGGACAACGAGCUGAUCACACUGGAGAUCAUCCACCGCUAUGUCGAGCUGCUCGACAAAUACUUCGGCAGCGUCUGCGAGCUGGACAUCAUCUUUAACUUCGAGAAGGCGUAUUUCAUCUUGGACGAGUUCCUGCUGGGAGGCGAAGCUCAGGAGACGUCGAAGAAGAACGUCCUGAAGGCCAUCGAGCAGGCGGAUCUCCUGCAGGAGAAUCUAGAUUUUCAGAUCCGUCUGCUUCCAGGUGUUCUGAGUCCGAGCAUGUCCUGCGAGUCCUCCGUUCUCUUCCAGAGUUAGCCGGCUCGAGGCGAGCGCUUCAGCCCCGACAUGAGUACUUUAACGUGCCCGUGUACUGAUUGGCUGCUGCAUGCCGAGCCACUCCCCCUGCACGCCUGACUCCGCCUCUGUCUCAGCACCGUCCAAUCAGAGAGCUGCAUCUUGGACCCGGUUUCACCUGCAGAUAUAGUGGAUUUUGUCAGAUAGUGUCAAAUGUUUCAUUGUGUGUUUUACUUUAUGCUGGUCCUUCAUCUGAAUUGAUUUUAUUCCUGUAUUCUUCA
Molecule: messenger RNA, 910 nt
Organism: Rhinichthys klamathensis goyatoka
Lineage: Eukaryota; Metazoa; Chordata; Actinopteri; Cypriniformes; Leuciscidae
Product: AP-1 complex subunit sigma-2
Exons: 7
Coding region: 141-650 (169 amino acids)
Biological process (GO): vesicle-mediated transport; intracellular protein transport
Cellular component (GO): AP-1 adaptor complex; membrane coat; intracellular membrane-bounded organelle
Molecular function (GO): clathrin-cargo adaptor activity
Source: RefSeq, a predicted model, not a curated record